CUCCAUUGUAAAAUGGCGUCGAACAUGUGUUUCCAGUGUUCGAUAGAAUCUUGACGUCUGUUCUGUCAAGUAAUAUACCGUUUUGUAAAUUCAACGAGUAAAUUUAUUUUGACAUUUUCGUUGAACACGUUCAUUAGUAUGGCGGUUUGUGGAGAAUACAUUCGUAGCCAAUUUCCUACGAUAGAUGAUGAUUUGUAUCAAUACGUGGAAGGUAUUUUGGAUAGUUCGAAAGAUGAUUUCGAAGAUGGUGACGAGGUUUACGAAGCGAUAGGUGAAGUACUGCACGAGGUCGAGGAAAAACCAGAGAAUGAGGUUAGGCAAAUAUGCGUGAAAUUAUUGGAAAUGUUGAAAGGAAAUUCAAACGACGAAAACGAGGAAAGAAAAAAGAAUGGUGUGAACAAAGUAUUAAAUGCACCUAUUCAUUUAGGAUCAAUGGCUGCCACUUUAGAAGCUCAAGUAGAACAGAUAAAAAGUAUAUGGGUUACUACUAGAGACGAUGCCAUGAAAGUAGAUGCUAAGAAAUUGGAGAAGGCGGAGGCAAAGUUACAGCAGAAACAAGAGAAACGAAAUAACAAUGAAUCAACUGGACGCGUUAAUACAGUUAGCUGUGGCAUAGAAUCAGCUAGCGCGAGCCAGAUGACCAGCAAGAAGGAUAGCAGAAUGGAAAACAAGGGCAGUGUAAAUAAGACUCAGGAUAUUAGAAUAGAAAACUUUGAUGUAGCGUACGGUGAUCGAAUUUUGUUACAAGGAGCUGAUUUAACGCUCGCCUUUGGUAGGCGGUAUGGUCUUAUCGGGAGAAACGGGCUUGGUAAAACUACUUUGUUAAGAAUGAUAUCUAGCAAACAAUUGAGAAUACCGUCUCAUAUAAGAGUACUGCACGUGGAGCAAGAAGUCGCCGGCGACGAGACCUCUGCCCUUGAAUCUGUAUUAGAAUGCGAUCAAGAGAGAAGUAUGUUGCUCAGCAAAGAAGCAGAACUGCAGGCGGCCAUAGAAAAGGACGUGAAGGCAAGGGAUACGUUGGGUGAAGAAUUAGCUAGAGUAUACGAAGCGAUGCAGCUAGCCGAAGUAGAUAAAGCGCCCGCUAGAGCCAGUACGAUAUUAACAGGUCUCGGAUUCACCGUUGAAAGACAAUCAUGGCCGACGAAAGCCUUCUCAGGCGGUUGGAGAAUGAGACUCGCCCUUGCGCGUGCCCUGUUCUCCAGGCCCGACCUUCUGUUACUCGACGAACCUACGAACAUGCUUGACAUUAAAGCGAUACUUUGGUUAGAAAAGUAUUUACAAUCGUGGCCUACUACGUUGCUCGUAGUCUCUCACGAUAGAAACUUCUUAGACACGGUACCCACGGAUAUAUUAUAUUUGAAAGGGCAAAAGAUAGAGGCGUACCGUGGCAAUUACGAACAGUUCUCGAAAACCAAAGGGGAACGCGAGAGAAAUCAACAGAGAGAAUACGAAGCGCAGCAAGCGAAAAGAGCGCACGUACAGGAAUUCAUCGACCGAUUCCGAUACAACGCGAAUCGCGCUUCUAGUGUACAGAGUAAAAUAAAGAUGUUAAACAAACUGGAAGAAUUGAAACCAAUGGAGAAAGAAGGAGAAGUAACGCUUCGCUUCCCGGAUGUCGAGCCAUUAAGUCCUCCGAUAUUGCAACUCAACGAAGUGUCCUUCAGCUACACCGGGGGCAGCGACGAAUCGUACAUACUCAGGGGCGUGAAUUUAACGGCCGGCUUGCAAUCUCGCAUUUGCAUCGUAGGGGAGAACGGAGCGGGUAAAACUACGCUUUUAAAAAUAAUAACCGGUGCGUUGAGCCCGACCCGGGGCACCGUGCACGUUCAUCGAAAUUUGAAGUUCGGAUACUUCAGCCAACAUCACGUGGAUCAAUUGGACAUGCAGUCGUGUCCGGUUGAAUUGUUGCAGAAGCAUUUUCCAGGAAAACCGGUUGAAGAAUAUAGAAGAAUGCUUGGAAGUUUUGGAGUAAGCGGUAAAUUAGCUUUACAGUCUAUCAGCUCCUUAUCCGGUGGACAGAAAUCAAGGGUCGCGUUCGCGUUGAUGUCCGCCGCUACGCCAAACUUUUUAGUACUCGACGAGCCUACGAAUCAUCUUGAUAUCGAGUCGAUCGAGGCUUUAGGAAAAGCAUUAAAUACCUGCCAAGCGGGUGUGAUAUUAGUUUCGCACGAUGAAAGAUUAAUUCGCAUGGUGUGUACCGAACUCUGGGUAUGCACACAGGGUUCUGUACGGUGUAUCGAGGGAGGUUUCGACGAGUACCGUAGGAUCAUUGAAAAGGAACUCGAAGUUUAAAGAUUUGUUUUAAUUUAAAUUUCAUUCUCGCUUUGCAUUGUCCUGUACGAAGUUACCGAUGUGAAAAUUUCAAUUGAAUAAUGAUGGAAAUAAAUGCAAGAGAAAAAUUCA
Messenger RNA from Osmia lignaria (orchard mason bee), 2403 nucleotides. Its product is annotated as ATP-binding cassette sub-family F member 3. Gene Ontology annotation, molecular function: ATP binding; ATP hydrolysis activity. NCBI's taxonomy places the organism in Eukaryota, Metazoa, Arthropoda, Insecta, Hymenoptera, Megachilidae. The record is from RefSeq and is a predicted model, not a curated record.